UCGUCAACCUCUCUAUUAUAUAAGUGUUUUUAAAUUCAAAUGUACCUUCCCUUAAUAAAAAUCUCCCCCAAUUUGUUACCGUUGACUUUGAACAACCUAGAAACAACUAAUAAGCCCCAUUCCUCAAACCCCUGCACCCAUGGCCGUUGACCACCUUAACCGCAAUAAUAAAUCUCCUUCUCUCACAUCAUGAACAGCACCACCGCCAGCGGCGGCUUCCUCGGCUCACAAAACAUCGGCGGCUUCGGCUACGGGAUCGGCGUCUCCGUCGGGAUCCUCCUCCUCAUCACCACCAUAACCCUCGCUUCCUACUACUGCACCAGAAACACCGCCGCCGCGUCGGCGUUCGUGCUGCCGCAGAGGAAUCCACGGACGGCGGCGCAGCCGCCGGAAGACCACGACGUGGAGGCCGGGCUGGACGAGUCGACGCUGAGCACGUACCCGAAGAUGCUGUACUCCGACGCGCCGAAGGUGGACCACAGGGACUCCACCGCCAGCUGCUGCUCCAUUUGCCUGGCGGACUACAAGAGCAGCGACCUGCUUAGGGUUCUGCCGGACUGCGGCCACCUCUUCCACUUGAAGUGCGUCGACCCGUGGCUGCGCCGCCACCCCACGUGCCCCGUCUGCCGGACGUCGCCGAUGCCGUCGCCGCUGUCGACGCCGUUGGCUGAGGUGGUUCCACUAGCAACCAGGCCCAACGGAUAAUAUAUAAUUAAAUAUAUAUAUAUAUAUAUAUAUAUAUAUACUUACAAAAUUACAGUUUGAAUUAUCUAGAUCAUAGAUACUUAUAUCUUGAGUUUUACUGCAUUUUAAUAUCAUUGUAUUAUAUCGAAUUGUUAUAAAACUACACAUAUU
Messenger RNA from Erythranthe guttata (spotted monkey flower), 855 nucleotides. RefSeq names its product RING-H2 finger protein ATL70. NCBI's taxonomy places the organism in Eukaryota, Viridiplantae, Streptophyta, Magnoliopsida, Lamiales, Phrymaceae. The record is from RefSeq and is a predicted model, not a curated record.